Messenger RNA from Ictalurus punctatus (channel catfish), 4564 nucleotides. RefSeq names its product synaptotagmin XIb (gene syt11b). Gene Ontology annotation, cellular component: synapse; axon; membrane. Gene Ontology annotation, molecular function: SNARE binding; calcium-dependent phospholipid binding; calcium ion binding. Lineage: Eukaryota; Metazoa; Chordata; Actinopteri; Siluriformes; Ictaluridae. Gene Ontology annotation, biological process: regulation of calcium ion-dependent exocytosis; vesicle fusion; cellular response to calcium ion. The transcript has 4 exons. Bases 984 to 2351 code for a protein of 455 amino acids. The record is from RefSeq and is a predicted model, not a curated record.
GCUGCUAGCUGGGUGAGAGAGAAACUGAGCUGGGUUUUUCAAUCACAAAUACAUCCAUCCAUCCAUCCAUCCAUUUUCCAUACUGCUUAUCCUACACAGGGUCACGGGGAAGCCUGGAGCCUGUCCCAGGGAACUUGGUGCACCCUGCAACCGUGGGUGCAACCCUGGAUAGGGUACAAAUGCAUUACAGGGCACAACCGUACACAUACUCGCACAUUACAGACCAUUUAGAAAUUCCAAUCAGCCUACAAAGCAUGUCUUUGGACUUGGGGAGGAAACCAGAGUACACAGAGGAAACCCCCAGAGCACGGGGAGAACAUGCAAACUCUGCGCACACACAGGAUGGCGGCUGGACUAGAACCCCCAGUCCCGGAGGCGCGAAGCAAACAUAUAUUUUAAUUUUUUUUAAAAAUCAAAAACCUAAUCAAAAAUACUUCAUUCCAUAUAAACAGACGGCCUGUCUAAUCACAAUACAGUGCAAGCAACAUCUAAAAAAGCGUUUGUCCUCCACAUAACUCUAGAGCUGAUUCAUCACGGUCGGUGUUCAGUAGUAGGUAGGUGUUCUUACUCCGCUGUAGGAAGAGAGGAACCGGAUGUGGGUGUUAAUUCGACACUGUGAGAGUUGAAUCAAAGCUGAACGUUAACUCAGUAGGAUGUUGUAGGUGUUUCUGACGGUAGAGGUGUCGGUGGUGAUGGCGGCGCAGGUGGGCGGGGCUUAAUCACAUCACAGAGCAGCAGCAUCUUAAAGCUCAGCAGCAUCUCCACCACUGCGCAGCAUUACGGGGACCAGCACCAACACUCCAGCCUCACCCCAGCCUCAACACAGCAUGAACUCAAAUUCCUAGAAAUCUUAAUCAUGAACGAUCGAGUUCGUGAGAAUUAAUUCAACGACUCGUCGUCUACCGUUCUGUCGAUUAGUACUUGUGUGUGUGUGUGUUUUUUCCCCCCGCCGGACCGCACAAGACGCGCCCCAAGUCUUCAAAAUGGCCGAGAUCACCGAAAUACGAGCAGCGUACGAUAUGUCCCCUGUACUUGCGGGCUUCAUCGGCGCCGGCGUACUGGUGGUUGCAGUGGUGGCCUUAAUCUUUGUGUGGACAUGCUGCCAAAAACGCUACCGCAGGAUGAACCACAAGCUCCAUGGUGUCCAGACAGAGUGUGGUGACCCGUUGACAGACCCGCCUUACAAGUUCAUCCACAUGCUGAAGGGCAUGAGCAUCUACCCAGAGGCGCUGACCAACAGCAAGAGAAUCGUGCGACUCGUGCGUCGAGCCGGCGGAAAUAGCACUGACGUUGAGCGAGAAGGCAAAGGGUGUCCUGUUGUGCUAGUGGACGUGGGUGCCGAGAAGAGUCCGAUGGCGACGCCUCAGUUUGAGGUAGGUGGUUUAGAUGAAAGCGCUCACCCAGCUCCACGACUAGAGAGGGAGCUUCCUGUUCACUCAGACUACUGCUGCCUGGAGAACAGCUCAAGCAGCUCAAGCUCAAGCACCACGGCAUCCAGCAGCGCCACGCCCUUCACUGACGAAGCCGAUCGCGGAACCCUCAGCCUCACCAUCGACUACAAUUUCCCCAAGAAGGCGCUUGUGGUGACUGUACUGGAGGCUCGAGGGUUACGUGCUGUGGAUAGCCAAGCAGGCAGUGCUGACCCUUACAUCAAGAUGACCAUCUUGCCUGAAAAGAAGCACAGAGUUAAGACCCGGGUCCUGCGCAAGACACUUGAGCCUGCCUUUGACGAGACGUUCACGUUUUACGGUGUGCCAUACAGCUCGGUGUCGGAGCUCACGCUGCAUUUCCUCGUGCUGAGUUUCGACCGCUUUGCUCGCGAUGAUGUGAUUGGCGAGGCGUUGGUGCCACUGGCUGGUGUGGAGCUCAGCACAGGCAAAGUGCAAAUCACACAGCCAAUCAGCAAGAGAAGCAUGCAGUGCGUGAGCCGUGGGGAGCUGCUGGUGUCUCUGUCGUAUCAGCCUGUCUCUCAUAGACUCAGUGUGGUAGUCCUGAAAGCUAGACACCUUCCCAAACUGGACAUCACUGGCCUGGCUGGAAACCCGUAUGUGAAAGUGAACGUGUUCUACAACCGCAAGCGCAUCGCCAAAAAGAAGACUCAUGUGAAGAAAUGCACGCUGAAUCCUGUUUUCAACGAGUCCUUCAUCUACGACGUGCCCGCUGACCUGCUGCCUGACAUCUCUAUCGAAUUUCUGGUUAUGGACUUUGACCGCACUACUAAGAACCAGGCCGUGGGGCGUCUGGUGCUGGGAACACACAGUCCCUGCCCUUCUGGUGCCACCCAUUGGCAGGAGGUGUGCCAAAACCCACGCCGGCAAAUCUCCAAGUGGCACAACCUUGUCGAGUAUUGAGGUUUCUCCUGUCUGUUAAACAAAUACACACACAAACAUACGGAUACACACACAUAUACAGUACACAAUCAUAUACACAAACACACGAGGGAGACCUCAAGGCCCUAAGAGAGAGACGAUGAAUUAGAGCACUUCACAUGGACUUUUGAAAAACACAAUGAACUUUUGCAACAGCUAUGUAGUGAUAGUUCUCAAAUAGUCCUUUCUAAACAGUGCUGGUUUAGCCAUCAGUGAUGCACACGCUCUUACACAAACGUACAUACACAUACACACUGAUCAAUAGUAACUUAAGAGACCAAAAUAUUGCACACAAUGUACACCAUUUUGAGACUGUUAGAAGUACACUCUUCUGAACUUAGCAUUGAUUGUAUUUAUGUUUAAAUUAAGGUGUAACAUGUCUGCUUCCACAGACCUCACUACACUGCUGUAGUUCACUGUACCGCAUGUUUGAAUAACACAAGAUUUACUGUAAAAAAAAAAAAAAAAAAAUUGCAAGAAACCAAGCAAACAGCAAUCAGUGCUGAGAAGUGACGAGAUGUAUAAUGACUUUCAAGUGACACAGUACUGUGCAAACGUUUUAGGCACAUGCAGAGAAAUGCUGUAGAGCCUUCAAAAUAAUGAAAUGAAAUGUUUCUACAUUUAAAUAAAAAAAAAAAAAUACCGUAAACAGUAGUAAAUGAAACAAAGUCAGUAUGUGGUGUGACAAAAAUAAAAACAGUAGUCUCCAGUACAGUUUGUGUAGUUUUAUAAGGAAAUGAGCUGUAAGUUUUACUGAGCAUCUUGCAGAACCAGACACGGUUCUUCUGGAGACUUUCACAAUUGCUUCUUAUUUUUACAGCAAAACCCAGCAGCCAUCAUUGUGUUUUUUGUUUUUUUUUUGUCUGAAAAGUGUCACUUACGCAAUAUGCUACUUUCUUUACUGAUAUUUAAUUUUGUACUGGAAAACUAAUAUUCGAAAAUCUAAAAUGUUUUUCGUACUGACUCAAUAAUGUAGAAGUCAUCAAAUAAAAUAAAAAUCUAUAACAAAGUUUGUACUAAAAAAAACUAGGGUGCAUAAGACCUUUGCACAGUACUGUGUGUAUAAAAUUCUGGUCUUCUUUUGAAAAGGUUGAUUCAUUUUUGUCACUGUAAUACACAAUUAACAUGGGUGUAACAUGGGUUAAACACCAUCCAUGCAUCAUAUACGCCAUUGAAUGUGGGCUACAUUAAAAAACAACAACAAUGAAGCCAGUCCACAUAUACACAAGCUCAGUUUGAAUGUCACUACGUCUGUAAGAUCACACAUGCUCCAUGUAGCCACUUUUAUAAUUUUCUCUCAGUCUUUCUAUACUGUCUCUUUAUGUCACUGUAUAUACUGUACAAUAUGGAAAGGGGCACUGGUGUGUAUUUAAUAGGUAUUGUACUAUAUGCACUGAAUGCCAAUGGCAUGAUCGUUUUUGAUAAGGUGUGGUGUGUUUCCUAAAAAGCCUGUUAGAUCUAAUUGUACUGGGUUAGUACACUGUAAAGAUGAAGUCUGCCUUCCUACAGUAAGUUGUGCAAGGUACUGAACAUUAUAUUUUGGCUUUUUUUUUUAAUCUCUGACCUGGCAGGCUGGUGUGCAUUGCUUAUUGCAGCAGACUGAAUUGAUACCUGUCAGAUCGUGGCACUGCUGUACGCUGCACACACACCUGUCAAACUAUACAUCAUACACAGCUCCUCCUCUACUCUCCUUCAGCGCUCACAGUUUCAGUACAUUCACAGACAGCUGUUACACUGGCAACCUUAGCUGACAGUUUUACGGGGUCUUAUAAUGGAUGUGAUAGCAACUGAUAGAAUACUGAAAGGAAAAGGGCUUUUGCUUGUACAUGAUUUAAGGGUUCUCAUUACACAAAGUGAACACUUCCUCUGCUGUAGUCUGAGUAACAGUCCAGUUAAACGGUAAGUGGGAAAAAAAGUGUUCUUUUUUUUUUAAACGAGUAUUACUGAGUCAGAUGGGGAAACAAAAAUCUAAAUACUUACAGGGUAUCCAAAAGGUGUAACGAUUAUAAUUAAGUAAGUCAAAAAAUGCUAAUUGGACUUUUGUGUUGAAAUUUAAAAAAAAUUAAAAAAUAAAUAACUUGAUUUACAUUGCUGAAUGUUCAGUGACAUUUAAUAUAACACAUAUAACACAUUAACAUGUAUGUUGGUGUUCUGAAACACACUGAAUGUGCAAAUUAAAUGUGGUACAAAAAUUA